Racocetra fulgida is the source of this 580-nucleotide messenger RNA. NCBI's taxonomy places the organism in Eukaryota, Fungi, Glomeromycota, Glomeromycetes, Diversisporales, Gigasporaceae. The record is from the annotation of a GenBank genome assembly.
AUGUACUUUAUUAGGAGAGGCGGUGGGAUUAUAAACAAAAAUGACGAAAACAUUUACAGAUUACGUGAUGCACUUCAUGACGGUAAUAUUUUACGAAUUAAAAGAUUGUCUGAAUUUAAUGAAUCAGAAAUUAUAAACCGUUGCAAACUAGAAUAUGGAAUUAAAAUGUCUGAUGAUGGGCUUGUUGAACCUCACGGGAAAGCUUUUACUUUCAAUAAGCAAAAUAAUAUUAUUGAACUGUUCAAAGACAAUGCAGAUAUCUAUAUUUCUCCUAAAUUGCCUUGGUCUUCAUUAUCAGCUGAUUUUAACGUAUCGCAUAAAGCAUCAACUAAAAAAACAAAUUACAGUGAAACUUCUAUGUCGUUCGACGUUAAUUUACAAGGACGCGCUAAAAUAAUUAUGACUGAUAAAGUUCGUCCGUCUCAAGAAUUUGAGAACGAAGUGAAUGCUGCUUUAAAUUGUGCUAAUAACCCCAUUGAAGAACUUAGAAAAGUCUGUAAUAAGUAUGGAGAAUUUUGGGCACGUGAAAUAAUUCUAGGAGGUAAAAUUCAAAUAGUUCAAGAUGAUUUCGUUGAAAUUA